Molecule: messenger RNA, 1669 nt
Organism: Daphnia carinata
Lineage: Eukaryota; Metazoa; Arthropoda; Branchiopoda; Diplostraca; Daphniidae
Gene: Nle
Product: notchless protein homolog 1-like
Exons: 8
Coding region: 64-1527 (487 amino acids)
Biological process (GO): ribosomal large subunit assembly; Notch signaling pathway
Cellular component (GO): nucleolus
Molecular function (GO): protein binding
Source: RefSeq, a predicted model, not a curated record
GUUUUCACAUUUUAAGUACUUCUGUCGUCUGUAACACGUGCGUCACUUGCAGAAUCGGCCAAAAUGGUUUCCAAAAGAAAGUUGUCAGAAUCCAGUGAAAAAGAUGAAAUUGCCCAUGUCCUUGCACAGUUCAAAUCGGAAAGUGGUGAACUAUUAGAAUCUCCGAUAGACUUGCCUCUGAAUAUAACUGCUGAGAAUUUGCAGUUAAUUUGCAAUGCAUUUAUUGAAAAAAAUGACAGUGAACCCACACCAUAUACAUUUUUUGUUAAGGAUAUUGAGGUAACAACCAAUCUUGCAGCUGCCUUGAAAAAUGAAGUGCUUGAUAGUGAAAAGGUAUUGGAAAUCAUAUAUCAACCCCAAGCUGUUUUUCAAGUAAGAGCAGUAACCAGAUGUACCAGCUCAUUGCCAGGUCAUUCAGAAGCUGUAAUCUCUGUAAGUUUCAGUCCAGAUGGAAAACAAUUGGCUAGUGGCUCAGGUGAUACAACUGUUAGAUUUUGGGACCUUAAUACUGAAAGUCCAUUAUUCACAUGCAAAGGGCACAAACAUUGGGUUCUCUGUACUGCUUGGUCUCCCAAUGGACAAACAUUAGCGUCAGCAUGCAAAACUGGUGAAAUUCGACUGUGGGAUUCUGCAACUGGAACACAGAAAGGCAAACCACUUGUUGGCCAUAAACAGUGGGUUACAUGGCUUGUUUGGGAACCAUUUCAUCUGAACCCACAUUGUAGGAAGUUGGCAAGCUCUUCGAAAGAUGGAGACGUCCGCAUAUGGGAUGUGGUUAUUGGUUCCUGUUUAAUCAAUCUUGCUGGUCAUCAGCAAGGAGUAUCAUGUAUAAGAUGGGGAGGAUCUGGACUUAUAUAUUCUGCGUCACAGGAUCGAACAGUAAAAGUUUGGCGAUCUGAAGACGGAAUAUUAUGCAGGACGCUACAAGGGCAUGCACAUUGGGUUAACACGUUAGCCUUGAGUACUGAUUAUGUUCUGCGUACUGGAGCUUUCGAACCAGCAGAAGUAGGGCGUCCACAGAAAAUUUUGUCGCCUGAAGAAGCCCAGAGUAAAGCGCUUGACCGAUACAAACUAGUACAACAAAUCGGACCCGAACGUUUAGUGUCUGGUUCGGAUGAUUUUACGCUUUUUUUAUGGAAUCCUGAAUCAGAUAAGAAGCAUAUAGCACGGAUGACUGGUCAUCAGCAGUUGGUCAAUGAUGUAAAGUUUUCUCCUGACUCCAGACUUAUUGCGUCCGCGUCCUUUGACAAAUCCAUCAAAAUCUGGGAUGGUCGAACGGGCACAUUCAUAACUACCCUAAGAGGUCAUGUACAAGCAGUUUAUCAAAUUGCCUGGUCCGCGGAUUCCCGCCUACUUGUUAGCGGAAGCGCUGAUUCUACUUUGAAAGUUUGGAAUCUAAAGACUAAGAAGUUGCAUUUGGACUUACCUGGCCACGGAGAUGAAGUAUUUGCUGUUGAUUGGAGCCCUGACUCGCAACGAGUUGUCUCUGGAGGACGUGAUAAAGUUCUGAAAAUAUGGCGAUAUUAACAGAAAUCUUCCGUUCAGAAAAACCCUGAUGGAUAAGCGUUGUCCUUUUGACAUUUCUGGAAAUGAUCUGCAAUAAAAUGACGGUAAUAGCCAAGUAUUGUCGAAUCAGUGUUCUACCGAAUAAAAUCAAGUCAAAGAAAAA